Molecule: messenger RNA, 1747 nt
Organism: Pecten maximus
Lineage: Eukaryota; Metazoa; Mollusca; Bivalvia; Pectinida; Pectinidae
Exons: 3
Coding region: 174-1667 (497 amino acids)
Biological process (GO): protein homooligomerization
Molecular function (GO): protein binding
Source: RefSeq, a predicted model, not a curated record
UAAACAGAUAGGCAAUAGGUAUAUGCCAGUUCAAGUUAAACAUGAAUGAUUACAUACAUGUACCUUGUAUCUGACACAGGUGAUAAUAUCUACACCGGACUCGAGAGGCAAGUACUUGAUCCAGUUUAGAUGUGAAUGGAAAGUUGACGACACUAUUGAUCACAUACAUCACAAUGGCCACACCAGGCGACGUCAGUACAUCGCUUGAUGAGAAAAGUCUGAAAACAACUAAUGCAAACCCUGUAAAUAAAAUAACUGUUAUUACUAUGAAUGUAAGCGGUCCGUAUGCCGGGGAUGAUUCUGCUCGCAGUAGGAGAAAAUGUAUUUCUGACGUUGUUUGGGCUAAUAAUCCACACAUCCUCCUAAUACAAGAAUUCCGAUGGAAAGGAAUUCGACGGAAGAUUUGGGAAAACACUCCUUUACCUGAUCGCUAUACAUACACUGGCAACACGGAAGCUAGUAUUAUAUACGAUACCGAACGUUUGUGUUUGGAAGAACCAGCAAAAUUACAGACAAUUUUGGAAGAAUUAAAAAGAAAAAGAGAAAUAUCGGAGGAUUUUUCGCCUUUAGCACGUAGUUGUAUACGAGUUUGGAAAACAGAUGCAUUCAAAGUCCUCGUUGUGUCAUGGCAUGGUGUACAUAGUCGUAUUAAUAACGAAGAAAAGAAGACGCAGUUCAGAGAUCUGCAAGUGUAUUUGAAGAAGCUAUCUAAAGAAAAAGAAGCUGCUAUACUUUUGGGUGGUGAUUUCAAUAUCAACAUUUCCCUAAUCAGAAGUCUUGUCUUCGAGAAUUUUACCCUGUAUGAGUAUAAACCGUCAGAGCGACGAAGCGGAAAGGUUAUAGAUUAUUUUAUAACUUCUUCAGAAUUGGAUCUUACAGAUGUUCGGUAUAUCGACCUUGUCAAAAGGAAAGAAGAUGAAACAACAAAGGACCCGCACGACGUGCUGGAUCACGAUCCAGUUUCCGCUAUUGUGUCCUCGAGCACGGAGGAGAAAACUAGCAAAUGCAGCGGUCAUGCGACAGCAUCUACAUCACGAGAAGAACUUGACUUAAGCAUAGCUCAGGGGUCUAGCAUUGGUAUCGACGAGGACAAAGCGUCCUUGGAGGAUUCAUCUUCCCGCAAAAAGGACGAAACUGGUAUUAGGAUCACACUGGUCGCGGAAGACGAGGGUGAACCCCAGUGUUCUAGGACAGCAGCAACAUCACCUAGAGAGGACCACAGCACCGCAGCGGGGAAUGAAGAGGAAGUCACGUGUAAACCCACAGAUAAAACAAACUUAAAAUUGACUGAUAUGAUGGAACUCCAUUUACAACGGUUAAUUCUGAACAUUGGAGGCACAAGCUUUGAAACUAGUGUAACUACCUUACAACAGGAUCCGCAGGGACUACUAGCAAAAAUGGUAUUGAAGAACUCGCCUAUGAAACCCUACAAUGAAGACAAACAUCACAAAAGUUAUUUUAUUGAUAGGGAUAGCAAACAUUUUCCAUCUAUACUUAAUUAUCUCAGGUAUAUAGGACAGGGUGUCACAGCUCGAGUACUACCAUCAGACAAUAUCGAUUUGGAAGAACUUCUCAUUGAAGUCAAAUUCUUUGAGUUACAUGGAUUAGAAAAACUUGUAGAGCAGAGACUGAGAGAGAGAGGGGGGACUACUCGUGAUGCGGACUAGAACACACACACAGAGAGAGAGAGAGAGAGAGAGAGAGAGAGAGAGAGAGAGAGAGAGAGAGAGAGAGAGAGAGAGAGAGA